Molecule: messenger RNA, 2828 nt
Organism: Bacillus rossius redtenbacheri
Lineage: Eukaryota; Metazoa; Arthropoda; Insecta; Phasmatodea; Bacillidae
Product: proclotting enzyme-like
Exons: 8
Coding region: 1-1626 (541 amino acids)
Biological process (GO): proteolysis
Molecular function (GO): serine-type endopeptidase activity
Source: RefSeq, a predicted model, not a curated record
AUGCCGAGUGCUUUGUGGUGCGGACUAGCCGUGGUGGCGGCGGCGGCGGCGGCGGCGGCGGCGGCGCUAGUGGCCGCCCCCCAGCCUCCCUUCCCACUCCCGGACCGCCGCUACGAGACGGACGACGCCGUCGUCAUCGAAGGUCUCCCGCCGGCGGGCAGACGGCAGGCGAGGGCGGCGCCGACCAAUCAGACGGCGAAGAGGGAGAUCAGGCAGUUCGGCGGCUGGCCGGGCGUCAUCCCCCCCGGACCCUGCUUCUCCAGCAAGGGCGUGCUGGGCCGCUGCACCAGCUUCCGCGCCUGCUACCCCUACUUCAAGCUGCCCGAGCUCAACAACUGGGAGACCUGGGUGCUGGGGCUGUACGACACCUGCAGCUACUUCAGCGCGUCCGGCCGACAGAUGUUCGGCGUGUGCUGCACCAACCCCACGACUGUGAGGCCGAUCCAGCCGCCGCGGCCCACGCCGCCCUCGGAGCCGGAGGAAGAGGAGGAGCCGGAGGAACCCGAGGAGGAGGAGUCGGUGGACCUGAACCCCAUCCCGCCCAACUGGCCUCCCCCGCUGCCCACCCACCCGCCCGACCACACCAUCCCUCCCCUGCCCACGCACCCGCCCUCCCCCGGCUGGCCGGGGCUGCCCAUCGAGUCCACCACCAUGCCGGCCACCACGAGCACCACCAAGAGGCCGUGGCCGCCCUACCCGUGGCCGCCCACCACCAAGCCACCCACCGCCCAGCCCUGGCCGCCCUCGGUGCCCACCCACCCCACCCGGCCGCCGCGCCCCAGCAAGCCCACCCGGCCCACCACCCGGCCCACCCGGCCCACCACCACCACCACGGAGCCGCCCGAGGAGUACCCGGGCAUCUCCACCGACGCCGCGUGCGGCGCCAAGAACGGCCAGGAGGACCAGGAGCGCAUCGUCGGCGGCCAGAACGCCGACCUGGGGGAGUGGCCCUGGAUCGUGGCGCUGUUCAACGGCGGGCGGCAGUUCUGCGGCGGCUCGCUCGUCGACAAGACGCACAUACUCACGGCGGCCCACUGCGUCGCCCACAUGAGCUCGUGGGACGUGGCGCGGGUGACGGUGCGCCUGGGAGACCACAACAUCAAGACCAACUCGGAGGUGCGACACAUCGAGAAGAAGGUGAAGAGAGUGGUGCGACACCGCGGCUUCGACUCCAGGACUCUGUACAAUGACGUGGCGAUACUGACGCUGGACUCGGCCGUCCCUUUCUCGAAGCAAGUGCACCCCAUCUGUCUGCCCAGGGGCAACAGCCUGUACGCGGGGAAAACUGCGACUGUCAUCGGCUGGGGCAGCUUGCGAGAGAGCGGUCCGCAGCCCGCCGUGCUGCAGGAGGUCAACAUCCCCGUGUGGACCAACUCCGAGUGCAAGGCGAAGUACGGCAACGCCGCGCCCGGCGGCAUCGUGGAGCACUUCCUGUGCGCGGGCCAGGCCGGCCGCGACUCCUGCAGCGGAGACAGCGGUGGGCCGCUCAUGGUGAACUCUGGCGGAAAGUGGACCCAGGUGGGCGUGGUCAGCUGGGGCAUCGGCUGUGGCAAGGGGCAGUACCCAGGGGUGUACACCAGGGUCACGCACUUCAUGCCCUGGAUCACCAAAAACCUCAAGAACUAACGGCUCCCCACAGAACAUCACUACUGUCAUUUCCACUUCUCCCUCGACGGCAGAUCGAGCAGAGCGCGACCGCGAAGAGUUCCUCCUCCCCCCCCCCCCCCCCCUCAGUUGGAUGGUGCCCUGGGUCUGCCACAUCGUUCCACCCCUGGCCGCAGCACCGUCACUUCCGUCGAAAACCGCUCGUCCGUCCAGGUGACGUACUGCUCCGUCAGUGGCUGCCAUGUCACACGUGAUCCGAGGACCAACUUUUACAACUGUUCUAGCAAACAGAUCAUGGUCUCAGGAGAUAAACACCAGUUUUCUUUAUGAUAUCUUACUACUUUUUUUAAAUUCCAAGAGGAUAAAAGUAUAAGAAAAGUUCCUAGUAAAAUAAUUACUCAUAAAAUUGCACUCUCAUUCUUACAUAACAAUUCACAUUUUAUGCCUAUUACACACUUUUAAAUGUGAGACAACUAUCUUGCUACUUUCAUCUUAAACUGAACCAUUUUCCCCAAAGUCAUUAUUUUUACUUCGUGAGUGUUUAUUAUAUCCAUAUCAUAAAUGUAAAGAAAAAAUAUUUACAAUUUAUAAAUUUUUAGUUUAGUUAAAAUUACAGGUCUGUGAUUAAUGCAUAAAACCAAACCGUCGUAAUCACAAGGAAAAAAGUUUUUUUUGAUGAAUGCUAACUAAUAUGCACAUGCAAAUAAUCAAGGAGGGACUGGGGUAGUUAACUCUUAAGUGAACUAUAACAUGGAUAUGAAUCCAGGUACGUAUAUUUCACCAUCAGCUGGCAUUCCAAACAAGAGCACCACAAAUCUCAGUUCAAGUAAAUAGUGAAUACUUACCUUCUGAGACCAUGAUAUAAUAGUUACACCAUAUGCCAUAUUGAUGAUAUAAUUUUUUCUAAAAGAAAACUAACAUGUGUGUGUCAAUCAAGAUAUUCUUGAAGAAAUGCCAGCAAAAUGCUUUUCUGAGCCUAAAAACAUUGAUUAUUGGUGCAUAGACUUUUACAUACUGCAGUGUUUCUAAAUGGGUAACCUUGUACACAAAUUGUGCUAGGUUGUUUUAAGCAGAAUCUUGGGGGAAAAAAUAUUAUGACUUCUUUUGUGAACGACGAGAAAGGAAAAGUACCUAGGCAACCUGCAUCACAUUGCUACCACAAUGUGGGAAAUAAUGUGUAUGUAUAGAAUGUACGUAUAUUUAUAACAGUGACCAUUUCAUAA